GUGUGUUGUCUUGUGCGAUGGGUUCUAUGAGUGGCAGACCACAAAAGGAGACAAAAACAAGCAGCCCUACUUCAUACAUGCUCCUCAGCCUGAAGGGGUGGAAAUAUGGAACCGUGAAAGUUGGGACAAGCCAGAUGUAUGGAGUGAAGAAGAAGGGUGGAAAGGACCUCACUUACUCAAGAUGGCUGGGCUCUUCUCCAGUUGGUUGUCAACAGAAGGAGAAAAAGUGAUGAGCUACUCAGUAUUGACAAUGGAGUCUGGAAAGAAGUUCUCUAGCCUGCACCACAGAAUACCUGCCAUCCUAGAGACUAAUCAAGAAGUUGAGGACUGGUUAGAUUUUGGACGCAUUGGUUACAAAGAAGCUUUGGUCAUAUUGAAGAAUGAGGUGGAAGUUGAGUGGCACCCAGUCUCCAAAACUGUCAAUAAUUCCCGUAAUCAAGAGCCAAAUAUGAAUGCACCAGUCAGCUUGGACAAAAAGCCUCCAGAAACAGCGAGUAGCAAACUAAUGUCUGCAUGGUUAAGCAAAGGUACAGUUAAAAAGGAAAGUCCAAGCAUAACACCAAUAAAGAAAGAAACCGUGGUAUCAAAUGAAAAGGAAGAGAAGCCAUUUUCCUUUAAAAAUUGGCUGAAGAAAGAAUGUGACAACAGUGCAAGUAACAAAUGAGGAAAACGAAAGAACUGUAUUUAGAACUGGAAUCUGAAACUUUUGUAAUUAAUGAACUACCAGUUAAAAAUUAUCUUAUAAGCAGCAGCUGUGUUUGUUUAUAAUUUAGCAGGCAAGAUGGAGUUGAUCGAUGUAUAUUUAAACGAUUGAACUUUACAACAUGAAAGGAGGUACUAAGGCCCUUUGGACUCUCUUUAUCAUAGGUGAUGAACAAUUGUUGAGGUUCUACAUAUUUUCUCAAUGUGAAAUUUUGAACUUGUGUGAGGAAUUAAGCACCUUUUUAUGGUGGAGAAUGAAGAGGUACCAACUCUCACCCAACUGUUAACAUUAUUGUACUUUUAACUUUUUUUUUUUUAUUAUUAUUAUUAUAAGCCAUGCUACUCAUAUCUUGAAUCAUUUAGUAGUGCUUAUGAAGUUUUGAUUGCAAGUAUGUUUUAUUUUAAAUUUAGUUGUAAUCUCCGUGUGACAUAUACCGUAAUAGUUUUGUUUAGUUUGUGGAAAAUAUGUAAGAAGUGUAAAUUAAGUCCUUGAGCUGCAUUUUUCUUGAAAGAUGUCCUUAAAUCAAUGAACUUUCUCCAAACAUCCCCAACAUUUCUUGGUACUUGAGGACUAACAGGGUUGCAGGUUUGGCCUUUUCAGAAGCUUGUUGGCUUGCAGACCUCGGGUGGGUGAUUGAGGCAUGGGUGAUGUGACUGAAGCAUGGGUAGUGUGACUGAAACUUGGGUUUUUGGAUUUAGACAUGGGAGGUAUGACUGAUGUUUGGGUGGUCAGAAUGGGACAUGGGUGGUGUGACUGGGCAUUUGCAUGGAUUGUGACUGAGGCAUUGGUGGUGUGACUGAGUCAUGGGUGGCAUGACUGAGGCAUGGGUGGUACAAUUGAGAUAUGGGUGAUGUGACUGAGGCAUGAAUUGUGUGACUGAAGCAAGGGUGGUAUGACUGAGGUGUGGGUGAUGUGACUGAGGCAUGGGUAUGAUUGAGAUAUGGGUGGCAUGACAGAGGUAUAGAUGAUGUGACUGAAACACGGGUGGUGUGACUGAGCAUUGGCAUGGAUUGUGACUGAGGUAUGGGUGGUUUGACAAAGAUCUAGACAGGGGGACAAAUGAAUAGAGAGGGGGACACCAAUUAGGGACAGGGAGGGCCUGCCUUGGGCAUAGGCAGACUAGGCAACGACUUGGGGCCCCCAAGCCAAUCAAUAAAGCCCCCUGAUGACUUCUUAAUAAAGUUCAGAAGCUCUGAUGCUGGGUGUGAAUUUUUCAGUUAUCUGCCAUGUUAUAAGCCCUUUAACAAAAAUUUGCACCUAACAAAGUAUUACAUUAUUACUGUUGUUGAUAGCUCCCCGUGGUGAAAAUGGGUUACGGUAAUGAGUCUCCAAACUGACUUACACUACCAGUUUUGUAUCGUUUGGGGUCGAUGCUGCUUCAUUUUGGGAGGAAGUAAACUUUUGUCCCCGACUGUACAAUAAUAUACAGUACAGUAAUUACUACCUGUUU
Molecule: messenger RNA, 2153 nt
Organism: Homarus americanus (American lobster)
Lineage: Eukaryota; Metazoa; Arthropoda; Malacostraca; Decapoda; Nephropidae
Product: abasic site processing protein HMCES-like
Biological process (GO): DNA damage response
Molecular function (GO): single-stranded DNA binding
Source: RefSeq, a predicted model, not a curated record